This is a messenger RNA of Teleopsis dalmanni, 2471 nucleotides long. RefSeq lists its product as uncharacterized. Bases 78 to 2339 code for a protein of 753 amino acids. Gene Ontology annotation, cellular component: nucleus. The transcript has 8 exons. Gene Ontology annotation, biological process: rRNA processing. Lineage: Eukaryota; Metazoa; Arthropoda; Insecta; Diptera; Diopsidae. The record is from RefSeq and is a predicted model, not a curated record.
GUUCCAUUCCAUGUGUUUCAUUGUUUCACACACGUGCAGCAUGUUUCCAGUAAAAAGAUUUAUGUUUUGUGGCAAACAUGACCGGGGUGAACGUUGAUUUAAAAAGACUCAAAUCAUUUAAGGAAGAUGUAUUGCAGACUUAUUUGGAUGUAUUUGAGGAUACUCCGCUUUCCAAUAUGCAGCAUGCAGAUUUGGUUAUACGGCAGAUAACAUCACUUCUAUCCGAUAAAAGUACACGUUUGCUUGGGAUGCGUUGUCUUCAAAAGGUUUUAAAUCAGUUCACUGCAGAAAUGCUUGAACCAAAAGCUAUGUUAUGGACAUCAUUAAUUUUGAAAGAUCUAUCCUCUCACGAAUUUCCGGCCAACGUAGAUAUUGGAUUUGCUGUAAUAGGUAUGAUUGCCACUGGAAUGAAACAAUCAUCAGACCUGUCAAAGUCUUUCGGCAGUAAUUAUAUUGGAAGUAUUCUAGAAACUUGUUCAAAAGUUUCAUCACAAAAUUACUUGUCUUCUUUAAGAUGUUUAGAAAUCUGCCUGCGAUUAUAUCCUGAAUAUAGCGGUCCACAUAAAGAACUUGUGCAAAAAUACGUUAGUAACUUUAUGGAUAUGACUAACAAAAAAUUAACUAUACAAAGUGGAAAAUGUACACUUCUUUUACAACAAGUUCGUGCCAGAAAUGUAAAUAACUUCAAUCUAAAGACUCAAUGGAAGAAUUAUCAACUGAAUUUAUUGAAAUCGUUACAAGUGGUUAUUAAUCUAAUAAAUCCAAGUAAUUUAAAUGUUGGUGCUAUAUAUCUUGAUGAAGAAUCUUUUGCACCAAAAUUAAAAUUAAGUGCAGAACCAAUACAACGCAGUAUUGAAAUUUUUACCCGUUUCAGCAAUUUAGCAAAUUAUUUUGUUAUAGCUUUAAGUGAACCAUAUCCCACCGAAAAACCUGUUAUGGUAAAAAAGGUUUUUGAUUUAAUAGAUGCUGGAUUAGUUACUGGUUUUAAAGUUCUUCAAAAUAAUGCGAUGUCCGAAAAUUUCUUAAAAAUUUUGUUGCCUGAAAUUUUUUUAAAACUGAUACAAGUCCUCGAGUCAUUAAUUAAAAUAUUACAAGGUCAUCUCAAAGUUUAUUAUCAUAAAGUGUUUGAGAUAUUCUCCAGCAUUUUAAAAGUAACAUCUAAUGAAAAGGAAACUUUAAAUUGCGAACGAUUCAAGUCUGUGCGAGUAAAGAUUUACAAUGUCAUUUCUGGUUGGUGUUCUAUGUUUGGGAAUGGAAGCCGUUGUGAAGUAAUUGCACAUACUGUAAUUGAAAAUAUUUUUAAAGAUGUGAUCCCGAUGCAAUUCGAAACUCUGAUAAAAGUAACAAGCAGUUCAUCCAAAGCAAAAAAUACUCAACAACAUAAACAAAAUAAUGACAAUUUAAACACAAAAAAAGGUCACAUUGAACUUUGUAUAAGUGCAUUGCGUUGUUUGGAGCAAAUAUUAUUUUCAUCCUCAAACUUUCUUGAACUGGAUACAUUUAAGGCUGUACAACUACAUAUUUUAAAUACUUGUGCGAAAUUUUAUGAGCUGCCAUUUAAACAUAAUAAUGUAUAUUCAAAUUGGACGUGUCGUUAUGAAAUGUGUAAUGUUUUAAAAACUAUGUUUGUAAUGGCACAUCCAUUAUAUCCACCACCAACGGAAAUGGUAUUUCAUAUUUUAAAAAACGCUUUUAUUAAAGAUGAUUCCCAAAAAGUUCGAAACUACUGUGGUGAAAUUUUAAUGAAUUUUGAAAGAAUUGUACAUCCACAAAAGGAAAGUUUAGCUUUUACAGAUGUAGGAGAUCGAAACUCAAAACUAAUACUACAUAAUGAAUUCGUAUCAGCGAGGGCAGAUAAUAUAAACACAAAAUCUUAUUUCCACAAAUCUACUAUGACAGAAAGUAACAAUGAUUUGGAAAGUGAUUUUCUAAAUAAUGAAGCUAAUACAACAAGUUUUGAAACAAAUUCUGAUAUUCAAAAACUUACCACAAGAGAAAACAACAUAGAUUUGACAAGUGAUGCACUAAAUAAUGAUGAAGACAAAAAUAUGACUCUGAAUAAAUUAAAUGCCGUUAAAGACUUCUCGAUUGAGUCCAAUCAGGGUGAAAUUCCUAAUGUUAAUACUAAUGAAGUUGAAAAUCUUGAUCAAACAGUUCAAAAUAUAAGUUUUAUUCCUGUACAAACUAGAAAAAUUGACUCUCCUAAUAACGAUACCAAAAGAAUUAAAUUGCAAAGUAAUGAUACAAGUAUAAGCAAAGAUACAUUUAACACUAUAAUUGAAGAUGAUAACUGCAGUUUAGACUCUAUUGAAGCAGCCUUUGUAGACGAAUUAAAUUAAUUAAACAGCAUCUUUUUAUUUAUUUCAUGUUAAAUAAUUGUAAUAUCUUAAUAAACCUAAAUAUUUUUCUCUGUACUUAUAAAGUAAUGUCAUUGUCACACAUUUGUCUUACAAGCAAAUGAGAUCAUGUCG